AUGGCGACAGGCGUUAAGAUAGCACGUGGUGCAGUUGGCUCUAUCUCCUCCUCAAGGCGUGUUGGGGGCGGUGCAAGACCUGGGUUUGGUGGUGAAAGUUUAGGUGUGCCAUUCGAUGGCGGACCGCAGUUCAACAUAUCCAGGGAUAUGUACGACGAAGAGACAUAUGGUAUAUCAUCAGAUUUUGUCUUCGCAUAUCGUGUCCGCCGGAUCAUGUAUCCUAGAGGAGGCUGGGAAUCGACGCACGCGGGAUCCAGUAUUGCGAAUUAUGGACAACAUGAAGCAGACGUAGGAGUGUCUGUUCCGAUUGGAUUGAGGGCUUCGCUUUUCAAGUCGAGGCUCGAGUUUUCUGAGGGCGAGAAGGCUGAGAUACUAGGCCCUCUGCUGGUCGGUUACCCAUCGACAUGGCAAAAACUAAUAAUAUAA
Fusarium verticillioides 7600 is the source of this 426-nucleotide messenger RNA. RefSeq lists its product as hypothetical. The transcript is spliced from 2 exons. Bases 1 to 426 code for a protein of 141 amino acids. The record is from RefSeq and is a predicted model, not a curated record. NCBI's taxonomy places the organism in Eukaryota, Fungi, Ascomycota, Sordariomycetes, Hypocreales, Nectriaceae.